This is a messenger RNA of Theobroma cacao (cacao), 1305 nucleotides long. Its product is annotated as epi-neemfruitin B synthase L1AT-like. NCBI's taxonomy places the organism in Eukaryota, Viridiplantae, Streptophyta, Magnoliopsida, Malvales, Malvaceae. The record is from RefSeq and is a predicted model, not a curated record.
AUGGAGAUGAAAGUUCAUAUUAUCUCUAGAGAAACCAUUAAGCCGUCUUCUCCAACUCCACACCACCUAAGAACACAUAAGCUUUCCCUUUUUGAUCAGCUAGCGCCUCCUCUUUACAUCCCAAUUCUUCUUUUCUACUCAGCUACUAGUGAAACCAAUCCUAGCAAAAAGUCUGAUCUCCUAAAGGAUUCCCUCUCCAAAAUAUUAACUCACUUCUACCCAUUUGCAGGACGAGUCAAGGAAGGUUGCACUAUCGACUGUAAUGAUGAUGGUGCCGCCUAUGUUGAAGCUCAGGUAGACUCUGACAUGUUCCUGGUCCUUAAAGAACCGGGGAUUGAUCUGCUGCUACAGCUACUCCCUUGCGAACCACUUGAAAAGUUACCUGAACCAAGUGCUCAGGUUAUCCUAGCUGUUCAGGUAAAUUACUUUGCUUGUGGUGGCAUGGCAAUCUGUGUCUGUCUUAGGCAUGUGGUUUCUGAUGCAUCAGCCGCUGCCGGCUUUGUUAAAAGCUGGGCUGCAGUUGCUAGUGGCGUAGAUAUGGUACUCGAUGCUGUGAUUUAUGACUGCACCUCUCUCUUUCCUCCACAAGAUUUAUCAGGCUUAUGGAAGACCAUUGAAAAGAGUCAGAAUGCGCUGCUAGCGGAAGUUGUGACGAAGAGGUUCAUUUUUUAUGGCUCUAAGAUAGCUGCUUUAAGAAAUGAAAUUGGCAAUGGGCUGAGUCUGUAUCGUCCAACACGUGUUGAGGCUCUGUCCUCGCUCAUUUGGAACGCUAUAAUAGCCUGUGACACAGAAGAGGGCGAAAUAGUUCCCAUGCAUGUGGCGACAACUGCUGUGAAUCUACGAAAGAGAAUGAAUCCGCCAUUGCCGCAACUGUGUAUGGGAAACAUCUCCCAUGUAACAAUGGCGAAUUUAUUCAUGGCAAGGACCAAGAGCCGCAACAGCUUAGCGGAAAAAAUCCACGAAUCAAUAUUGAAGAUGGACGAUAAGUUUGUUAGGCAGUUUUUUGGAAGUGGUGCACACUUGAAUGUCAUGAAAAACAUGGCUGCAGAACUUGGAAAGAGUUCAAAAGCACGGUUGUUUAACUUCAGUAGUUGGUGCAGAUUUCCAUUUUAUGAAACUGAUUUUGGAUGGGGAAAGCCUGUUUGGUUUGCAACUGCCCUGAGGCUUAACAAGCUUGCCAUUUUCUUGGACACCAGAGAUGGUAAGGGCAUUGAAGCAUGGAUAGGAUUGACAAAGGAAGAAAUGACAAAGCUUGAACGAGACCCUGGAAUUCUUGCUUAUGCUUCUUUCAAUCCAAGCAUAUGA